Molecule: messenger RNA, 1419 nt
Organism: Ectocarpus sp. CCAP 1310/34
Lineage: Eukaryota; Phaeophyceae; Ectocarpales; Ectocarpaceae
Source: the annotation of a GenBank genome assembly
AUGACGGCGUCGCUGGAAGGGUCGUUUUUCAUGAUCAUGUUCGUGGACAGCUUCUCGCGGUGGAUGAAGCUGUACGGGAUGAGGCGCAAGUCGGACACCCUCGCCUUCGUCAAGAAGUUCCUCGCCGACAUGAUUGGCACCGGUGUUCCUCGCUCUUUCCGGAUGGACAACGGGGGGGAGUUCAUCAACCGCGACUUCAUCGCCUUCUGCGACAACGCCGGCAUCCACCGUACGUACACGGCGCCAGGCCCACCACUGCAGAAUGGUCAGGCGGAGAGUACGACCUGGCGCGUAAACAAGGCUGGCCACGCCGCUCGUCUCGAGGCACGCCGCCUGUUCCCCAAGAUCGACUUCAUCCGCAUCCCCGGCUUCGGGCGCGAUGGCGAGCGCCUUUGGCUAGAGUCGUGUCACUGGGCUGCCGGCGGCUUCAACCGUUCCCCGGUCAAGGCAAACGUCGGAUACAAAUCGCCGCACGAACUCUUCACCGGGCGCCCGCCCCGGCUCCAGAUCGUCUCGUUCUUGCAGCCAGGGUACAUGCGUGUGACGCGCGCGCGGAAGAUGGAUCCCCAGGCAGUGCUGUGCUGCUCCCUCAACAACGGCGACAACCAUCACGAGUUGGCGGUCAAGGUUCUCAAGUUUGCGACGGGGCGCGUGUGCAUUACGAACAACGUCGUGUGGGUCUCCGACCGCGCGCCGACGCUGACCCCGCCGCUGGAGCUGCCGGCGCCGGCGGGCGAGGAGGGGGAUUCGGAUGUCGCUGCCGCAUCGACGUUUCUAAUUGAGUACAAUUCACCGCUUCUUGUACCCCCCUCAACGUUCGCCCGCUCUCCCACUUCACCCGCUGCCAUAUCCUCACAGGCGCCGCCGGCAACUUCCACACCACCGCCACCGGCUUCCACAACCACGCCGCCUGCAACGCCGUUCGUCGCCGCGCCACCGUUCACCACCGCCGCUGCACCGUCAGCAACACCGUUCCCCGCCGCCGCGCCGCCCGGUGCAGCGCCAUCGACCAACAUGCCGCCGCUCACCACGAGGGCCAUCCGUGAACUGGACGUGGGGCACGGGGACAUGAGGGUUUCUGGGCGCACGAGGGCAGCCGCAAAGAACCAGGGGGGGGGGCGGGCGUCGUCAAUGCCGCCCCUCUCUGCUAGGGCUAAUCGAGAGCUGGACUUGGGACGAGAGACACGGGUGCCAGGGAGGUUGAGGAGUCGGGGGGUGCGUUUUCAGGAUGAGGGGACCGAGCGGUCGACGUCUCCUGGCGGGAGCGGCGACGCUCACGCCCACCGCUUCGGGCUUGCAUCCCUGCAGAACGAGGCAACGCUCCUGUCGACUCUUUCUAGUCGCAGCGUCGUCGAUGGGGGGAGAAAGGAGAUUCCGAGUUCAGCCGGUGGGCGUGAUGGAGCGGAGCCGGGGGGGUGA